Molecule: messenger RNA, 2035 nt
Organism: Periconia digitata
Lineage: Eukaryota; Fungi; Ascomycota; Dothideomycetes; Pleosporales; Periconiaceae
Source: the annotation of a GenBank genome assembly
AUGACAGUAAUGGCAGCUGUAGAUGCAUGCUACGGCAGAGAAAGCCCAGGUUUUAUAGAAAUAUCUCGUUCUCAGUUUUUACUACUUAGAGCAGUCGUGUACCUUUUGGUGUUGAUAUUGUGGAGGUGGAGGGAUGUCAGCGUCAUAAUGCUUAACUGUUGUUGCUCUAUGUUUGUGUCAACAUAGGGCAAUAUCAAUUUAUCUCCAGAGUGUCCUUUCACUAUUCUAGUUUUUUGGUAUACCCCGUGGUGCAUUCACUUGGAUCGACCAAUAAGAACCAAGGACCAAUGAUAGGGAAGGCCCUCGGCUAAUCUACAUCGAAGUCUGAGGACAGCAAUUACUACACCAAAAACAUCACCAUUACCCGUAGCAUACACAUAUUAUUCACUCUCAACUCCGCCACCACCUACGAAAUUCAACCUUACAAACAACGGUCAUGCAUAAAUCAAAAUGGGCUCCCGACCCCAGUGAGGCCUCUGAACCCAAUCCCUACGCGCCAUCGUUCGCGCGAGAACAGCCAGCUACAACACCAACGCAAGCGUCACAGCAGGCGACCCCCGAGGCCCCGAAAGGUGACGUACAACCUGAACCGCAGCAGCCAGAAGUGCAAACAGAGCCGCUUCCAGUAGAAUCGGAAUAUGUACCGCAGCCGUAUGCAGAGUAUUCGUACCCCGAGGAUCCUUCUAUGGAUCCUUUCGCGCAGACCGCCAGCACGGAUGAUCUGUUCUUCGACGACGACUUCACCCCCGUUGCCGAGCCGGUCGUGGAACCGGAACCAAUUGAAGAACCUGCGCCUGAGCCUACCCCCGAAGAUACCACUUCGACGUUUGCAGGUGGUGAUAGCCAGGCACCUGCACAGGCUCCACAACACGCACCGCGGGGACCCCACGGAGGAGAACGCGGAGGUCGGGGUGCAGGUCGAGGACGUGGAGCACGAGGUCGUGGUCGAGGCCGAGGAGGGAACUUCAACCAGACCACCGACGCGCGCAUACCGCAAGACGGCGACAAUGCGCCCAACAAAUCUCAGCAAGACAAAAAGCAGCCGGGCAAAACCGAAGACGCAACGGCCGUCGAGUCUACCGACACUCCCACCGAAACCCCAGCAGAAAACAAUACCGAACCACUACCCCCCAACGCCCCCAAAACCGCCGACAAACCAACCCCCUCCGUCCGCGGCGACCGCACCUUAACAGGCGGCACCCCACGCACGCGCCUCACCGAAGCCGAGCUGACAGCCAAACUGGCCCUCAUGCAAUCCAAGAACAAAUCCCGUGAAGCCGCCCACGCGCGCGAGCAAGCCGACGCCGCAAACUUCGAAGCCAGCCAAGCGCGCGCUGCGAAACAAGACGUCGAGCGCCGAAAGCAGCAAGCCGAGCGCCAGAAAGUCGAACGCCAGAACCGCCAGCAGAUGAUGGGCGAGCGCGAGCGAAAUAGACUGAGGAAGCUGGAAGCAAAAGGCCGUCAGUGGGAUGAGGAGAAGGAGGAAGGCUUUAGUGGUACGGGCGAGGAGAAGAGGAGGGGUGCUGCUAGGGGUAUGCAUGGCGCUGUUGCGCCUACGCCUGCUAGAACCACCGGUGCCGGUGAAGGCGAGGAUGGAGAUGUUCCAUUCGACGACACCACGCCUCGCUCGAACAACGCUGGCCGUCGCGGUGGUCGUAACAACAACUAUAACCAUAAUUCCCGCGGCGGCGGCGGUGGAAGGAAUAACUCUUCCACCCCAUCUACCAAACCUGCCCACCAACACCCUCCCACCGCAGCAGACUUCCCCGACCUCCCCCCUUCCUCCUCUAAACCCGCCACCUCUUCUUCAGCUUCCAAAGAUCCCCCAUCCGCCCCAAAAAUCGACAUCCCGCUCAAGACAAAAACCGCGGAGCCCACCUCAACCAAGGACACCGAAUCUCCGCGCCCAGGUAUCCAGAAAACGGAGUCCUUUGGACUCACGCCGCUGUCGCCUAGUGCCAAGGGAAGAAGCUGGGCUGAUCAGGUUGAUGAGGGACAGGCGUCGGGGGAGGGACAAGUGCAUUAUCACUGGUAA